AUGCCACGACAUGCCGUUAGCGACGAUGACGAACCACUCGAGGACAAGACGGCUGCUCUUACGCUCAAGAACAAGAAGACGGAGCGCAUGAAGCGCAAGAACGCGACGAGACAGCAGAAACGCGACGCCAUCGUGAACAUAACAAAGUUGCCAACCGAGCUCAUCCUCGAGACGCUCAAAUAUCUCCGUCCCCACGACGUUCUCGAGUUCAGCUUCGUCAACCGCCGCUUCCACGGCAUCGUCGAGGCCAACGCGAACGUCAUUGGCGACGCCAUCAUCGCGCGCCGCUACAACAUCCUCAUCAAAUGCCUCCCAACCCCCCGACUCCUCGCCGACGUCGACGCCCCCAUACAAACCCUCCUGGUUGACCCCGCGCGUCAAAAGCAACUCAGCAUACACAACCGUCCAUACCAACACAUACAAUCGCCAGAUCCACACCAGCUGUGCACAUGUCUGACCUGCAUCCUAACGUGGAAUAACCUGGGAUUGGUCCUAGACUUUGCGCACUGGCAGAACCACCUCGACACAGGAACUCCGAUCCCCAUCAUACCGCGCGGGCAAUCACCAGAGUGGAAUCAAGAGCUCGUAGCGCGCAACGCACGUAUAGCCCGCAAAGCGGUAGAAAACUCGCUAUGGCACGCUGCAAUUCUAGAAAGGCACCUGGAAAGCACCACGCGAGCUAUACGGCGGCACUCGAAGAACAGGGGGAAUAAACGUGUCCAUGUGGAAAUGACGGAGGCGGAGGCUGCGGAGGAGACGGAUGCGUUUCUGGCGAAACACGGGCCGCCGAGUUUGGAGUUUCCGUACCAGCGGGACGAGUAUUAUAUGCUGGAAGCAUACCUACCCAACCGGUGGUGGAGGAAGCAAGAGGCGUAUUGGUUCUAUACGAUCAAUGGGCAACACGAGCGCGAUUUAGAACUUGUCCAACGCUUCGCGAAGCGGUAA
Molecule: messenger RNA, 945 nt
Organism: Alternaria ventricosa
Lineage: Eukaryota; Fungi; Ascomycota; Dothideomycetes; Pleosporales; Pleosporaceae
Exons: 2
Coding region: 1-945 (314 amino acids)
Molecular function (GO): protein binding
Source: RefSeq, a predicted model, not a curated record